Eruca vesicaria subsp. sativa (arugula) is the source of this 820-nucleotide messenger RNA. NCBI's taxonomy places the organism in Eukaryota, Viridiplantae, Streptophyta, Magnoliopsida, Brassicales, Brassicaceae. The record is from the annotation of a GenBank genome assembly.
AUGUCUUUGGACACGGUGGACAAGCUGGUGGUGUUCUUGGCCAAGAGAGACGGAAUAGACAAGCUUGUGAAAACAUUCCAAUACGUGGCCAAACUCGCGUGCUGGCACGUUGAAGGCACACGACCCGACGCAGCCGAGAGGUUCAAGAAAUGGGAGGUCGCUUCCGGUCUCAGCCGCAAAGCCUUCAGGACUGGGAGGUCUCUAACGGGUUUCAAUGCCAUGAGACGAAACCCGGGGGCAACACCACUGAUCCGUUUCUUGGCGGUCCUAGCCAAUUCAGGAGAGAUGGUUUACUUCUUCUUCGAUCAUUUUCUUUGGUUAUCAAGAAUCGGUACACUAGACCCCAAGAUCGCCAAGAAAAUGAGUUUCAUCUCGGCUUUUGGUGAAUCUUUCGGUUACGUUUUCUUUAUCAUCAUCGACUGCAUUUUCAUAAGGCAGAGACUCAGAUCCUUGAGAAGACUCCGGAUCAAUGAUGAACCGAAAGAAGACACCAGCGUGAAAGUUAGCGAGAUUCAGGGAGAUAUAGUGAUGAGAUCAAUGGGAAUUUCAGCUAACAUUGCGGAUUUGAUUAUCGCAUUGGCGGAAAUUCAACCAAACCCGUUUUGUAACCACACGGUUACACUUGGUAUAAGCGGUUUAGUUUCGGCUUGGGCCGGUUGGUAUAGGAAUUGGCCAUCGUGAGAGAUACUUAUUAAGAUCCAAGGAACGUAUGCACAAACUUGUAAAACAUAUGCAAACUUCAAUUUUAUAUUUUCUUUUAGUUUUAACGGUCAAACUGAAACAAAACAAAAUUAAGGGUAUUGAUUAAAAAGUAUAAUUU